Messenger RNA from Megalopta genalis, 2976 nucleotides. RefSeq lists its product as uncharacterized. The record is from RefSeq and is a predicted model, not a curated record. Lineage: Eukaryota; Metazoa; Arthropoda; Insecta; Hymenoptera; Halictidae.
CAAUUAGUUAUUAGCUAAGCAGACAAUCAAAUUAAAAUUUGUAAUUAAUCAACGUCCACUUCAGAUGUAAGAUGUAGCUAUAAUACAGUUUUAGUACUGUAGUUAUCUGUCAGUUCGUGGACAUGAUAUUAUUUAUACACGCAAAAUUGUAAAUUUUUAAAAAUGAACGUAUCAUUCUAAGCACUUCGGCGACUUUUUGUAACCCUAAGAAUCAAGAAAGUUUCGCGCUAAAAGUGUGUUACCGCAAAUGUACGCACGCGCAAGUGUUACUGCAUUAUUGUAUAGAGGUGUUAUAAUAAACAUACUUAUAGAUAUCACCUCAGACAUUCAUUUAGUAUUGUCUUAUUUUAUACAUUUCAUAUUUAUUAUAAUUAACUCUUCUUUUGUCAAAUGUCUCGACGGAUUGCAUAUUUGUUAAGAAUCAAAUGAUUUUGCGUGGUGUUGUAACCUUUAACUGGGUCUAUUCAUUAUUAAUUUUAUGGUUGAUCAUCUCUCAUUAUAACUCGUUUAUAUUAGUUUGAAGAUUUCGUUAUGAGUGCUACAUUGGGCUCAAGAGCUGAACAAUAUUUCUACAGUAUAAAUCCUUUGGCUCAAAGAAUAGGAGAAGAGAUUACAGCAACAAAGGAAGCUUACGAAGGACUAUGGAACACCUUAAGUACAGCAGAACGUAAUCAGGCAAUAAAUGAAACUAUUAUCCCGCCAGAAGUGGCAUUGAAAUAUACAUUGAAGAAAGUUGAACUCACUAAAGAAUUACCAGAAUGGUAUCCAAAAUUACGUAUUCAGACUGGUAUGAAGUAUGUCAUUGACGAGACUGGUUCUACACUACGAUGGAGAGAUGAGCACUCAGCUCCAUUUUCAUUCAUGACUCAAUCUCAGAUAAAUUUGAGUAUAAUAGAUUCAACAGAGGACACCAAGUCCAAGUUGAUAAGAGCUCAAUUUGGAGAGUCACCACAUUUCUCUAGUCCCACCAAAUCGCAGAGAAAUAAUUCAAAUUCUCUGAAUGAUACUUAUGCUUCCCAUCAAGUUAGUCGCUUUCAGACCGAUUGUUUUAUAAGCAGUAUUUAUGAUGAUAAACAGUUAUUAAAAAACAAUGGAGACGAUCAUUCUGAAAGUAUAUUCACUAAGUUAAUGAACAAGACUUCUCUAUUGAAGUUACAAAAUAAUUCAGACGAUGAUAUGGAGAGCUUAGUCAGGGAGAGGGACUCUGACACCGAUAAGAGUCAGUCGAAUACAUUAGUUGUAAUGUCACGCACAAAAUCCAGCGAUAUUAACGAGUCGACCGCGCUAUUAGAGACACCUAGUUCUUACAGUAGCUUUCAAUCUUCUCAACUCAAUCCGGAGGAUGAGGAGAGGCCUAUACCAAAGACUGGUUUUGAAUUUCUUGAUAACUGGUAAACGACUGAAUGUUAAUAUUUUAUUUAGUAAUUAUUACAGUGAUUUUUUUAUUUAACAUUAGUAUUCUUAUUAAUAUAAGAUUGCGUUAAUUAAAGUUUCCAUAACUUUAGUUCCUGAAGUAAUAAUGCCAUGGCAGUACAGGUGGAAAUUUCUAGAAUUAUCAUGUUCUUCUGUCAAGAUACGCUCUCAGUAUCUAUAUAAGAAUCAGUAAUGAUCUCAAAUUAUAAGUGUAUACAAUUGUGUAUACUUUAUGUGCUAUGAAAAACGUGCUAGUUAUGGAAUAAGUAUAGUAUUAGGAGUAAUUAGUUUACCAGAGUUAAACAAUGUGCAUAUCGAAACUAAUUUAAUAUUUACGCAAAUUCUUUCUCGUUAUAAUACCAGGAAGUUUAUAUACAAAUAUUAUACAUAAGUUUUUGACAAUUAAUGCUUUUACAAUCGUUUUAUAAAUGCUAUGUUUUUGAACAGCGUUUCUCAAAGUUUCUUCCUUUGUCGAAGGACAGGUCGUAAUUAUCAGUAUUUAGGUCAUAGAAAUUUCUCAGAUGCGACGAAAAGUAUUCAACAAAGACUGAAGAAGCUGUUUUAUUUGAUUUUGUACAAUUCAUUAUCGACGUGUUCCUCGAAAAAACUAUAGUGGAAAAUUUUGAUAAAGAAUAAUUAUGAAAACUAUAAAGCCGCAUAGAAUAACAGUGCUAAUUUCUUGGUGCAUGAUCAUAAUUCGUAGAAUAACAUACUCUUGCCGUUCGUUGAACGAUUAAUGAACAAACUGAUGUAAUAUCGUAGAAUGAAAAUGUGUAUGUUGCUCGUGUCUGCGUAUUCAGUAACAAAAUCUGUCGAGACAUUUAUAUUAGAAAGAAAGUAUAUAUAUAUACAUAUAUAUAUAUAUACACGAUACAGUAUUGAAUCAUUUAUUAUAUUUGUAUACAUGAACUAAUUCGUUGUUGCGUUUUUUGAUGAAUACAUAUCCAUCCUUCGUACCGAUUCCAAUAAUCCUUCAAAAGUUCUGUUUUUCAAGUGGUCCAGAACCCGGAAAGCCACACUGAUUGAAGAAAAAUAAAAACUAUUGUGUUGUUCAUAAAGUGUCACAGCACUGGAAGAUUGUCGAAGGUACCUUCUGUUCUAGGCGAUUGAAUGAUAGUUAUAUUCUCAUCCCCGCCGCCGAGUUUCGCAAUCUUCGAGUUGUUGUAGUAACCAAAGAUGUUUCUGUUUGCUUGGGCAAUGCAGUAGAAUUCUUCCAGGUCAGUCGUUCUCGUCAACUUGGCUUCUGAUUCUUUUUCGUAGGGUGACACCAGUAUCAGACGCCUUUUUGACGAGGCUCGCACUGAAACUAGAACGAUUCUUUCACGGUACUUAUUAACAAAUAGCCAGUGUAACGCCACUUCCAACGAUCGUUCUUUUAUUUCAAUAAUUAUCCUUUGUUUCAGUUAUUCAGGCUGGCGCAUGCAGAUACUUCAGUUUUUUUUAUUAUCCAGGGAUGUUAGCCUCUGCGUUACUCAUGAGAGAUGUGAGGAAUUUAUAUAAGUUUCAUUUAAAUUUAUGUAAUUUAUAUUAAUUAAAUUUUAUUUAAUUUUCUGUAAAAAAUAA